UUUUCUAUACCCUAAGCCCUCUCUGUUUCCCCAACGGCUAGCCCUUCCCCACAAUAAGGCAGAGACAGACUCCCUUUUCUCUACCCCCUGAUGCUACACCUCUCUCUAAGGCAAUGAGCACCUAAUGGCCUCCACGGUUGUGUGAAGGGAAGGGUAACGGGGAAAAAAGAGCUGUGAGGGGAUGUGAGGAGUUAGUUACUAUUUGUAGCUAUCUUGUGUGUCCCCCCACUGGAACUCCUGGCUGAGCACAGUGAGUGCUGACUCUUGCUCUCUUCUUAUUGGGACUGAGCCAGCCUCUUCUCCUAGAUGUGGCCCCUGGCACUGGUCUGAGCAGAAGCUGGCUCAUUCUCAGGGCUGGAAUGGGGUCUGAAUCAGGGGAGGAAGGCAGCCCCAGACAAUAGAACCUGUAAGAGAUCCUCAAGCCUGGAGAGCAUGGCCAGAGAGUAUAGAUCCCAGGGGGUGUGGGAAGUGCUCAGGACCAGCCUCCCCAAAGCACCACCAGGCUACAGCCUCUGUGGUCCCAGCCUCUGGGCCAGAGGAAUUGUGUUGGGGGCAAGAAGUCAUUUGGAAGUCCCUUCCAGUCUCUCAUCUUUCCCUCGCUGUUGCUUCUUCCUUCUGCCCUUCCAUAUUCCACCCUUGCUCCCCUGGGACUGACCACAACACCGAUCUAGGGUUGACCACAGCACAGACAUGGGAUGGCCACAGAACAGAUUAGGUAUGACCACAGCACAGAUCAAUGGAUGACCAUAAUGUAGACCUGGGAAUAACUAUAGCAUAGACCUGCAACUGACCACGGCACAGACCUGGGUGGCCAGUACUGUACCCUCUCUCUCUAACCCUACUGUCUGCAGCCACUGGCUGCCCAACAGCAGAGUAAAUGUCAGCAAGAGUAAAUGUCAGAGUGCAUAGCCUCUGAUGGGUUUAAUUCCAAUUAUGUCAGAUGAUCUUUUAUCUACUUGUUUGUACAGAGAAACCCUGGUCAGGCCAGGCCAGGCCAAAAAUAUGUCUCCUUUACCCACAAGAGACAAAGCUGGAACUCAGAUAUCCAGGUUGAACAGCAGACUAUCUGGGCCUGGUUGGAUUUUGAUGAUGCCAUGGCCAGAGAACUCAGCUGCCCUAUUCAGGGAAAGGAACCUAUGAAUACAUACUAUGUGCCUCAUCUUGCUUGUAUUUCCUAAUUUAAUCCUUACAAAACCCUAAAAGGGUCUUCAUUUUACAGAUGAAGAAACAGGUCAGAGGAGACUAAUCCAGCAAGGAAGAGGCAGAAGGGAAUUAGAACCCAAUCUGCCAAGUUCCAAAGCCCUCUUGCAACAUCCCAAGGUUGGGAAGCAGGAUGGUGUUCUCCUGAAGUGAGCCUCACUCAGGCUUGCCUGUGGGAUCCAGGACACAGCUCUGCAGUUGGCCAGGCCCAGGGACCCACAGAAGUGCCUCUCAGCAGUUUGAGCUGAUCUCUGAUGCCCCAGAUUUCCCAAGUAUGUCUAGGACUGCCCUGGGGUGAGAGCAGGGACCAGGGAACACCCUUUCUCUCCCAUGAGAGUGACCACAACAAGGAUACAUUUUCUUAUCAUUUACCAAAAGCAAGCCCUUCAAAAUUAGAGGCAGAAAGCUGAUGUCUGUAGCAGAAUCUGAGGAAUAGGGGUUCUGGGACCUUCUCUGACUAUCUCUCACCCAUAAGUAUGGCUUUGAUUAAGUCCUUGCCCCUAUCUGGGCCUGUAAGAUGGGAUCAGGAGACAGGACUGGCUGAUCUCCAGUGGCCCUCCCUGUCAUCCUCUGAAUUUGCAGAGGGACUGAGAGACAUGCAUGUGCAGUCACCCCAAACAAUUCCCUUCAUCAAAUUCUUCAUCUAGAGAUAGACCAGUGGUAUUAAUAGCAACCUAAUCUCUUUCAAAUUCUUUGUGUUGCUAAAAUGAAAGCAAAAAUUCAAAGCUGGAAGAACAAAAAACUCCCUUCUGAGAAUUCUGAGUCACUCCAGAAAGGUCAGUGGAGUUUGGGUUAACCCGUUUUUUCCCAGAAAGGCCUCUGGCUCUUCCCUGGACACCCAAAGAUUAACAGAGAAAAUGUGAGACCCACUCAGCUUGUAGAUUUGUGCUUCUGGGGCACUGAGAUUAAGAGAGAGGCUUGAUUUCUUCUGGGCUGGUCGCAAAGCUUUGGGAGAGGCAUCCAUGGAGCCAUAGUAAGAGGCCACAGCUUGCCAAGACCACCACCCAUGAGCCAGUGGGCUUGACAAGCUGGGGACUGGGGAGUCAGACAGACCUGUGGCUGGCUUCUGGCACUGCUGUUCAUGGGUUUACUGACUUUGGCCUGCGGAGCCCAGGCCUCUUGGAGCAUCUUUGGGGCUGACGCCGCGGAGGUUCCGGGCACACGGGGCCACUCCUGCCAGGAGGCUGCCAUGCCCCACAUUCCCGCGGACGAGGAGCCCCCUGGAGAGCCACAGGCAGCCCAGAGCCCCGCCGGCCAAGGCCCUCACACUGCAGAAAUAUCCUGCAGUCCACCUACCAUCAUCCUGACUGGGGAGACCAGUUCACCAGGAGGAGAAACUGAUAAAAACCUAGUCAACAGAGCUCACAGUCCCCAUAGGAGGCUUUCUCACCGAAACUUGAAGGUUUCCACUGUUUCGCUGACUUCUGUGGACCCUGCAGGGCACAUUAUUGACCUGGUACAUGACCAGCUGCCAGAUAUCAGCAUCUCAGAGGAGGACAAAAAGAAAAACCUGGCACUGCUGGAAGAAGCCAAGUUGGUGAGUGAACGAUUCCUGACUCGCCGCGGGAGGAAGUCCAAGAGCUGCCCUGGAGACUCCCAGUCAGCUGUUGCCUUGAACCUCAGCCCCGGAGCUUCUCCCGCAUCCUCUCAAAGCAACUCGCUUACUGUUCCCACGCCGCCUGGUUUGGAUGCAUGCAGUGGGCCAGAGUCUCCUUUGCUUGGAGCACCACCACAGCAGAAGGGGGAUGAGGCCGAAGUCUCUUCACCUCAUCUUGGCGAGCCUAAGAAUGUCUCCAAAGGGCUAGCUGACCGGAAGCAGAAUGACCAGAGGAAAGUGUCUCAGGGCAGGCUGACUCCUCGUUCUCCCACAACUGAGAAGUCCAAAGAAAUUGCAAUUGAACAAAAGGAAAACUGUGAUCCCCUCCAGUGCUCUGAGGCCACACACAAGGGCUCAGCUUCCAGCAUAGGCAGUGGUGAGAAAAUGGCCUUGAAUAGCCCUCAGCCUGGUCCUGCUGAAAAUGACCUGGGAAAGGUGCUUCUGAAGACGGCCAGGGAGGGCAACCCUCUGCCUAGAGGUCCAGCCCAGGGUUCUGGAGGGGCAGCUCCCCUGGCCCCCCAGGAAAAAGGUACAGCUGGAGAGCCAACAGGGUCAAAGUUUGGCUCCAAAGCUGAGCUGCGGUCCCCUGCUUCUCGGCCACCCCUAUUGAGGGGGGUCUCCUGGGACAGUGGUCCUGAAGAACCUGGCCCCCGGCUGCAGAAAGUGCUUGCCAAGCUGCCUCUGGCAGAGGAAGAGAAGCGUUUUUCGGGCAAAGCUGGCAGCAAGCUGGCCAAGGCACCUGGACUCAAAGACUUUCAGAUACAAGUGCAGCCAGUGAGGAUGCAGAAACUGACUAAGCUCCGAGAGGAGCACAUCCUGAUGAGAAAUCAGAACUUAGUGGGGCUCAAGCUUCCAGACCUUAGCGAAGCAGCUGAGCAGGAAAAAGGGCUCCCUUCUGAACACUCCUCAGGUAUUGAGGAAGAUGAGUCAAAGAGUGGCUUGGAUGUCAUGCCCAAUAUUUCUGACAUGCUGCUGCGCAAACUGCGGGUCCACAGAUCUCUUCCUGGAAGUGCCCCUCCGCUCACUGAAAAGGAAGUUGAGAACGUGUUUGUACAACUGUCCUUGGCCUUUAGAAAUGACAGCUACACUCUGGAAUCUAGAAUUAACCAGGCUGAAAGGGAACGUAACCUGACAGAAGAGAACACAGAGAAGGAACUGGAAAACUUCAAAGCUUCCAUUACGUCCUCAGCUUCACUAUGGCACCACUGUGAGCACCGGGAGACCUACCAGAAACUGCUGGAGGACAUUGCUGUCCUGCACCGCUUGGCUGCCCGCCUCUCCAGCCGAGCUGAGAUGGUGGGGGCCGUCCGCCAGGAAAAGCGUAUGUCAAAGGCAACAGAGGUAAUGAUGCAGUAUGUGGAGAAUCUGAAGAGGACGUAUGAGAAGGACCAUGCAGAGCUCAUGGAGUUUAAAAAACUUGCAAAUCAGAAUUCAAGCCGCAGCUGCGGCCCCUCUGAAGAUGGGGUCCCUCGAACAGCGCGGUCCAUGUCCCUCACACUGGGAAAGAACAUGCCCCGUCGGAGGGUCAGUGUUGCAGUGGUUCCCAAGUUUAAUGCCCUGAACAUGCCUGGCCAAUCUUCCAGCUCAUCACCCAUCCCCUCCUUACCAGCCCUGUCAGAAUCAACCAAUGGGAAAGGCAACCUACCUGCCACCUCAGCACUGCCUGCACUUUUGGAAAAGGUCUGCACAUAUCCUGCAACCUCCCCCGAGGAUGAUCUCCCCUCUGCUACAGAUAUGGCUGACUUUUCACCUUUCAGUGGAAAGACAAAUGCAGACCCAGAUUGUGAAGCCUCUGCUCCCAUGCCAACUUUGAGCUGCGUGGAGAUUAGCCAGGAGACCACGGCCAGGAUGGAGGAAGAAGCUUACAACAAGGGAUACCAGGAAGGUCUAAAGAAGACCAAAGAGCUUCAAGACCUGAAGGAAGAGGAAGAAGAACAGAAAGGUGAGAGUGUUGAGGAAGCUGAAGAGGCAGAAGAAACUGAGGAAGAGGAAAAGAACCAAAGAAGCAGCAAACUUGAAGAAUUGGUUCAUUUCUUACAAGUCAUGUAUCCCAAACUGUGUCAGCACUGGCAAGUCAUCUGGAUGAUGGCCACAGUGAUGCUGGUCUUGACUGUUGUGUUGGGACUCUACAGUUCCUAUAACUCUUGUGUGGAGCAGGCUGAUGGGCCCCAUGGGAGAUCAACUUGCUCGGCAGCCCAGAGGGACUCGUGGUGGAGCUCAGGACUCCAGCAUGAGCAACCUGCAGAGCAGUAGGAAACCUGACACCCAGUCAGUGCCCUGCUCCAGCACAUAGCUGACUGCUCUUUUCCCAAGCAUAUGUUUCAGGCCAGUUGUGGGCAUGCUGGCACCAGCCUAUCAGGAAAUAAGCAGGGUUCUUUCAUACUCAGCAACCGUGUGGGAGCUAUGCAUACACAGUAACUGAUGUUUUUGGAGGAUCAACAAAACUGCCCUGGGAACACUUUUGGCGGAUGAAGUCACCUUCACCAAGGAACUCUAACAGAAGGGAAAGUCAUCUGCCCCUAGCUCAGAUGGCAGGGGGAAAUAAAACACCUUCACUGCAGAAAACAGUAAGAAGUUCACUCUCCCUCCCCUUUUUCCUCUCUGUAGUCAGAAAUCAAGAAGAAUUAUGCCCAAAGGCUAACUCUGACCUUGAGGAUCAGACCUAGAAUUUGGAGUCAACAUGAAUAUCAUCCCAUUUCCCAUCUCAUUCUCACUGACUCUUCUUCAGCCUCCCUGCCUCCCCUUUGGAACCAGAGUUUCUCUUUACAGAAGUAGGGAAGGUUUCUCAGAAAAAUAUUUAGGCUGAAUUUAGAUCAGUGCUUGAAAUGAAAUGGGAAGAUGUGAGUUAACAUAUAUGCAUCUGUAUGCACACACAGCACACACAUACACACAGCAUGCAUGUGCAUGAAGCCAACAACCCUCCAAACGUGUGCUCUAGGUGUGUGUUCUGGAUAAAACAACCCACAGAUUUUUCACUAGGUGUGGGGCAGUCACCAGGCACCUGUUCAAUGAGCUCUCCACAUUGAUUUAAGAUGUUUGAAGACACUGAAAACUCAUGGCUGCAACAGUGAACUUGCUGGUCGCCAUUUCAAGUGCUAAUUCUAAGCUGUUGUACAACAGUCUAUUCCCUAUUUGUCCUCUACCAUUGAGAACCCACCUCUCAUGUGUGAUUUCAGCCCUCGUGUGCCCACAACCACAUGUGCAGUUGCACCUUAGUGCUUCAGUUCAAAUGGGUUUUCCAACCCAAGUACACAUUUCAGAGCAUUCUAAUUGUUCAGCAUAAAACUGAGGGAGCACAUCCCAUUUCCAAUUUGACUUCUUGCUCCACCUUUACAGCCACUGCCUUCAUUCAUCCCUUAUCAGUUUUGAGGGGUGUUGGUUUCUUGUGGGUUUUAUUGUUCUGCUCUUGUUUUUGUUUUGUUGUUGAUGUUGUUUGUUUUGUUGCUAACACUCACAUAGAACUUACUAUGAGCCAAACACUGUUCUAUGUAUUAUAUAGGUAUUAAUUCAUUUAAUCCUCAAAAAAAAAAAAAAAAGAAAAGAAAGAAGAAAAGGAAAGAAAAAACAAUGAGGUGGGUACCACCCUCCCCAUUUUCAGAUAAGGAAACUGAAGCACAAAAAAACACAACUAACUUGCCAAGGACAUCCAGUUAGUAAAUUAUGGGCCUGGAACUCAUAUCCAGGCAGACUGGCCCCUGCACAAAAUUGCCUUUUCCAAUGGUCUCCUAACUGCAUGCCUUAUGUUUCACUCCCACUUCCCCAAGUAGCCCUCCAACCACUCCAAACUAUUUCUGGUUCCCAGACUAAACUGUUUUCUCAUAGUUCUGUUCCUCCACUCACUAGUUUUUCUUUUGCCAUUCUCCUCUUUUCUGCUGGUCACCCUUCAGGACCAAGUGCAAAAAUUAUCCCUGACGCACAGGCUUUGAUGACUUCCCUCCAACUUCCUACCAUACCCCACAUAAUAGGUUACACCCUCCUCUGCUGACACUUUUUAAACAUCUUCAUUAUUUACUGUUGUGACAGUAUAUCACAAUGACUUAUUUAAGUGUCUGUCUCCCUAUUUUUCCUCAAAGACAAGAACCAUAUCUUACCCAUUCUCUGGGGUAGGUACCUAGCAUGAUGGCUGAUGAUGCAUGGGAGGGUGUUAUUAAAUGUUGAUCAAAAGAACAAGUGAGCAUUCAAGGUGGUGGAGAGUAGCCUGGGGAAGCUGACAUUUUGCAUACCUCCCAGUUCUAGCACCAUCAUUGCCACUAUCUCAGUGAGAAAAAUAACAUCUUUAUUAGCUUCAAUUUAUUCUAAUAUUUUUCAGUCUACUCUGUGAGAGAGCAGAAUGAGACCUAACUAGCAACACAAUUUCCAAGCUCAAGGACUGGGCUUGAUGCAACCACUCCUUUUAGAAAGACCCACCUAGAUCAGCCCUACUAUAAAACAGCAUGCUGUUGUUGCGGAGGGGGAGGGGGUGGGGAGCAGGGGCGGGGAGGGUAAUGGCAUCCUUUACAGUGACUAAAAAACCACUGUGGGAGAAGCCCAAGCCAGGGUUGACCAAGAAAGUGCCAUUAAGGUAAAGAGGUGUAGAUCAAAGCAGAGGGACUUUGGGGAUUUGGAUGGAUGGUUUUCCCUGCCUAUUCCAGGGGGACUGGACACACUGAAAAAUCUUUUAGGCCCUCAGAGCCACAGACACGAUGCAAAUGGAGCUCCAGAGACAGUAGCUGUGGGGCAGGACUCUAUACUGGCAAUGUCCAGUCUUAGCCUCCCUUAUAGAAGGACCAGGCUGAACUGGCCCAUUGUCCACUUGGCCACAGGGUUCCAACCUUUGUUACCAAUUAAAACAAAGGUCAGGAGAACAGCUACAGUGAGCUCCUGAACCUCCAGCUGCUCCACAGAAAAACCUUCAAGAGUACUUCCAGACAUAGGCCCUCACCCAAAGUGCUCUAUGAGUAAGAGAGGUUGAAGAAAAGAACUGUAAGAGUAACCACAUUUCCAAGGGCAUUCCUGAAAAAGUACUCACUGGCAUUUCUUUUUUGAAAAGCAAAGAUCGAUCUGAAGCAGUUGGAAUGUUUCCAAAGCAACAAUGAAAUGGAGAGAAAUGGCCCCUGUAUUUCCAAUGGUGAUAUUGAUCUAAAAUAAAAAUUCCCCUCAAAAUGUCUCUGAAGUCUGACAUUUCUGCUUAGCCCUAGGACUCUGGGUGCCUACCUUGAGUUUCAGAGUGAUGUGUUGUUUGUGUCAUUUUUGUUAUCACUUCUUAAAAGGGCCUUCACUUUCUGGCUACCACAAAAUCCUGUGUACAGCCUGGAAGAGUAAAUGGAGAGGGAGAUGCUGGAUUUAUGUAUAACUGACUGUCAGUUCCUAAUGUUAAACCUCACACAGGUGUGCUAGCAUUAAACUACAGAGUGUCACAUACCUGAGUUUGAAAAUAAAAGCACCUUUCCAAACCUUU
Acinonyx jubatus (cheetah) is the source of this 8234-nucleotide messenger RNA. RefSeq names its product inositol 1,4,5-triphosphate receptor associated 1 (gene IRAG1). The transcript is spliced from 22 exons. Bases 2282 to 5050 code for a protein of 922 amino acids. Lineage: Eukaryota; Metazoa; Chordata; Mammalia; Carnivora; Felidae. The record is from RefSeq and is a predicted model, not a curated record.